Molecule: messenger RNA, 634 nt
Organism: Glycine soja
Lineage: Eukaryota; Viridiplantae; Streptophyta; Magnoliopsida; Fabales; Fabaceae
Product: cytochrome c oxidase subunit 6a, mitochondrial-like
Exons: 4
Coding region: 66-374 (102 amino acids)
Biological process (GO): mitochondrial electron transport, cytochrome c to oxygen
Cellular component (GO): mitochondrial inner membrane
Molecular function (GO): enzyme regulator activity
Source: RefSeq, a predicted model, not a curated record
UAGCUCCUAUUGUUUCUUACCCCUUCAAAGCCAAAACAGAACAAAAAAGAGUCAAGCGGCGAGCAAUGGCGACAUCGCUGGUGCGAUCGGGUUUUCUUCGUAGCGCCCUACGAGGAAGAGCUCGUAGCUCUCAGGUUCCCAAGCGAAACUUUGCUUCCUCUGGUCAUCACGAUGAUGCAUAUGAGACGGCCAAAUGGGAGAAGAUUACAUAUUUAGGCAUUGUUGGUUGCACCGGUUUAGCCGUUUAUAAUCUAUCAAAGGGCCACCCGCACUUCAAAGAACCUCCUGCAUACCCAUAUUUGCAUAUCCGCAAUAAGGAAUUCCCCUGGGGUCCCGAUGGACUAUUUGAAACGAAGCACCACGACGAGCAUUAAUGGUUUAAUGAAGGUAUUUGUGACACCGGUGGGCUUUGGAUUUGUCAAUGUUCAAGAAAUAGUGAUGAUUAUUGUGGUUUUUGAAAUGUGAUCUAGAACUUGCACUUGACAACGUUAGUUUGUCAUGUUUUUAUGUCAUGUUCGUUCGUAUGGUUGAGGAACAAAAUAAAAUUGUCAAACAAUAUGAUGCUUCUUCCUAGCCGAUUCUUGUUCAAUAAGAUUUUUAAAGAAAAUGAUCUUAAGACCCCUGAUUUUUAUCA